Archocentrus centrarchus (flier cichlid) is the source of this 4474-nucleotide messenger RNA. It is a transcript of the gene vps50, whose product is annotated as VPS50 subunit of EARP/GARPII complex. Gene Ontology annotation, cellular component: EARP complex. The record is from RefSeq and is a predicted model, not a curated record. Gene Ontology annotation, biological process: endocytic recycling; retrograde transport, endosome to Golgi. Gene Ontology annotation, molecular function: SNARE binding. NCBI's taxonomy places the organism in Eukaryota, Metazoa, Chordata, Actinopteri, Cichliformes, Cichlidae. The coding region runs from base 107 to 3010 and encodes 967 amino acids. The transcript has 28 exons.
GUUCAACUAUGGCUUCCUUCUCGUAGUGAUGGAGGUGGACUGUUGACAAGAAGACACAUCUGAGGCUUUAUUCAUUCAUUAACUGCUGACGCGAGUUGGACUUACGAUGCAGAAGAUCAAGUCUCUUAUGGCCCGUCAGGGCCUGAAAAGCCCCCAAGAGAGCAUGGCAGACCUCAGUCCUGUGGAGAACCUGAGGAUCCCGAGCAAGGAGGAGCUGCGGGAGCUGAGGGAGCAGCCCAUCGACCCCCAGGCGGAGCAGGAAAUCAUUGACAGCAUCGAGGAGGUCUACUUCUCAAAUGACUCCUUCGACAUGGUGCAGCAUGAACUGGAGAAACUCCCGCCCGAGUUGAACCUGCAGGAGCUGGAGGAAUACAGGGACAAACUUAAAAGGCAACAGGCUGCAGUUUCCAAAAAGGUCGCCGAUCUCAUUCUGGAGAAGCAGCCUGCUUAUGUGAAGGAGUUGGAGAGAGUGACGGCGUUACAGACCAACCUGCAGCUGGCAGCAGUCAUUUGCACUAAUGCAAGGAGGCAACUGAGUGUGGCAAAGGAAGGCUUCACCGAGGCCAGCCUUGGUCUUCUGGCAAAUCAGAGAAGGCGACACCUGCUAACAGGCCUGCUGAAGUCUCUGAGGACCAUCAAGACCCUGCAAAGAACGGAUGUAAGACUCAGCGAGAUGCUCGAGGAAGAAGAUUAUCCAGGUGCAAUCCAGCUCUGUCUGGAAUGUCAGAAGGCUGCCAGCACCUUUAAACACUACAGCUGCAUCAGUGAAUUGAAUUCCAAACUACAAGACACUCUGGAGCAAAUUGAGGAGCAGCUUGAUGUCGCCCUGUCGAAGACUUGCAAGCACUUUGAUGUCUCGCACUACACCAAGGUCCAGCUGGCCUACACGCUACUGGGAAAAACACAGACUGCUAUGGACCAGCUACACAUGCACUUCACCCAGGCCAUCCACAACACAGUGUUCCAAGUUGUGCUGGGAUAUGUCGAGCUGUGUGCUGGCAAUGCCGAUACCAAGUUCCAGAAGAUGCAGUAUAAGGAUCUGUGCACGCAUAUUACCCUGGACAGCUACAUUCCCUGUCUGACAGAUCUGUGCAAGGCAUUGUGGGAGGUGAUGCUGAGCUACCACCGCACUAUGCAGUGGCACGAGGAGCGUGACAAACAGGAGACCACACCCACUCCAGAGGAUGCCGCUGCAGCUGAGUCUGAUGAGCUGGUGGUAGACCGCAGUUAUGUAAAGAAGAAGUUGGAGCAUGGACUGACACGCAUCUGGCAGGAUGUCCAGUUGAAAGUGAAGGCCUACAUCCUGGGGACAGACAUGUCUAACUUCAAAUACGACGAUUUCAUAGUGGUACUGGAUGUCAUCAGCAGGUUGAUGCAGGUGGGUGAGGAGUUUUGUGGCAGUAAGUCUGAGGUCCUGCAGGAGUCUAUCAAACGCCAGAGUGUUAACUACUUUAAAAACUACCACAGGGCCCGACUGGAAGAGCUGAGGAUGUUUCUAGAAAAUGAGACUUGGGAACUGUGUCCAGUCAAGUCUAACUUUAACAUAGCCCAGCUUCAUGAGUUUAAGUUUAUGGGUCAGUGUCGCUCGCCAUCAGUGUCCCCGAGCAGGCAGGCUGCAUCUUCGACCAGUCCGGCCCAGGAGGAGCUGUCUCUGUUCCAGCAGUACCUGCGAGAGGGAAACCCCUUUGAGAUGCACAUUGAGCACAAAGAAGAGGAGACGGAGGAUGUGCUGGCAUCUAAUGGGUACGAGUCAGACGAGCUGGAAAAAAAUGUGUAUCAGGAUUACGACAGUGACAGCGAUGUCCCCGAGGAGCUCAAGCAGGACUAUGUUGACGAGCAGACCGGUGAUGCUCCUUUAAAGAGUGUGCCCCGAGAGACCAUGAGAAGCAAGAAGAAGUCAGACUACAACAUCAAUAAGACCAACGCACCAAUUCUCACCAACACCACCCUCAACGUCAUCCGGCUUGUUGGAAAGUACAUGCAGAUGAUGAACAUUUUGAAGCCAAUUGCCUUUGACGUCAUCCACUGUGUGUCACAGCUCUUCGACUACUACCUUUACGCUGUGUAUACUUUCUUUGGACGCAAUGACAUGUAUGAGUCAUCAGGUCUGGGCCUUAUCAGCAGCAGACUGAGAACCACACUGAACCGGAUCCAGGAGAGCCUCAUUGAUAUGGAGGCUGUCGGGGAGAAUGCGGGAGUGCACGGCCCAGCAGAGGACAGGAAGGAGAAGGUACCCAGCCCCCAUCUCAGCCAGCUGGUGGUCCUCACUAAAAGCGGGACUCUCUACGGGCUGGCACAAAGGGUGGUGGCUACUGAGUCUCUUGUGUUUCUGGCAGAGCAGUUUGAGUCCUUGCAGUCCCACUUGGACACAAUGAUGCCUGCAGCCAAGAAGCCUUUCCUACAACAGUUUUAUUCCCAGACGGUGUCUACAGCCAGUGAACUGCGGAAGCCAAUUUACUGGAUCGUGGCAGCCAAGGCCAUCGACUAUGAACAAAUGUUGCUCAUGAUGGCCGGAGUUAAGUGGGACAUUAGGGAGAUAAUGUCACAGCACAAUGUAUAUGUGGAUGUCUUGUUAAAGGAGUUUGAGCAAUUCAACAAGCGGCUGGGUGAAGUUUCCAGACAUGUGCGCAUCCCCCUGCCUGUGUCCAACGUCCUGUGGGAGCACUGCAUCCGUUUGGCCAACAGGACUCUUGUUGAGGGCUAUGCUAAUGUGAAGAAAUGCAGCAACGAGGGCCGAGCCCUGAUGCAGCUGGAUUUUCAGCAGUUCCUAAUGAAGCUGGAGAAGCUGACUGACCUGCGCCCCAUCCCUGAUAAGGAGUUUGUUGAAACCUAUAUCAAGGCCUAUUACCUGACUGAGAAUGAUAUGGAGCAGUUCAUCAAGAAUCACAGGGAGUACUCCAUGAAGCAGCUAGCCAACUUGGUGAACGUUUGUCUUGGUUCACAUAUAAACAAAAAGGCUCGCCAGAAACUUCUGGCGGCCAUUGAUGACAUUGACAGACCCAAGAGAUAGAGCAAUGCACCGAUGGAAGCUCACACAUACCGUUCAGCCCACAGAGGUGGACCCUCCAAGAGUGUAGCUCAGCAUUGACUGUGUUCAGUUUCAAAUUAAAAGCUUUUUUUUUUUUUUUUUUUUUAAAGCAAACUGUAAAGUAGUAGUAGAGCUGUUGUGCAGUAGCUCUGCUACUCCAAAUGAUCUAAUUAACUCUUAAUCUAGUCUUCAUAUGGUAAAAACAUAAACUCUUGCUAGCUGAAUGCACCUUUUGACUUGCUGAUAUACAUAAAUGCUAAGCUUCUGUUUACACCCAAGCAUGCUGCAGGCAUUCUAUGCAUAUAUGGACCAGAAUGCAUGCCGUCAUGUUUUCUUACAACAAACAUGCAGCUUGUGACUUUUUUCUGCAGCCACAACAGCUUACAUCUAUUUGUUGUUCCCGGGUUUGUUUGUCCAGAUGAUAAACUGCUACAAAUACAGGCUCUCUCGGUGUGAUGCGGUGUGUCCGUUUACUAUGUGGCUGUUUGUGGCAUUCUACCCUCUUCCAUUAAAAAAAAGAAAAGAAAAAGAAAAAAAGCAGUGGAAAUGUCUGAGUGGCUAAAUCUGACUUUCUUAAUGUGGUUAUGCUUUGUGAAAAAUACAUCCCAUGAGAAAAUGUCAGUAGCCCUUUAUUGUCUGAGUGUUCACACACACACAAGUCAGUGGUUUGGGGUUCCUGUUGACCUUAAUCACUCACUAUGACUUAUUCCAGGCCAUAUGUUUGCUGUAGAUUAUUUCACUUCGGGGUAUUUGCGGCGCCUGACUGGAUUCUCCGCUUGUGCAUUUUGUUAGUUUUGUUAAUGAAUUAGAUAAAUCUAAUAUAAUGAUGAUUCUGAAAGUAGUAUAAAUUGCUGUAGUUAGCAUUAAUAUGAUUGGAUUAUAUCUGCACCAGCUGCAUUUGUUUGCCUGCCAUCUGUCAUAUCUGAGUGGGGAAUUAUUUGUGAAGAGUUUGUGAAAGUGCUUAUCCUGGACUUCAGUCUUUGGCCUUUUGCUGAGCAGUAGAAUUUGGCUCAUUUUUUUAAAAAUCUAGAUAUGUGUGUAGCUUUUCUCCAAGGCUUCCGCCUUUAGUUAUCUCCAAUAGUUUAACCUGACCAGACCUGCAGAGUUGUUAACUGUUAAAAGUGUGGAGAGAAAAAAAAAAAAAGGUUUUUGAUACACCUUCAUAUAUAUUUUGUGUGCAGCUAUUACAAGAAGAAUACUGUAAAUGUGAAUGUUUGAGCAAUGUCUGUAUUUAUUUCUUGCUUUGUGUCUUAUCUGGGUUUUUAUAUGAUAACUGCUGGAAGUGUACUGUAAUUUAUCACCUCUCAGUAUGUUGUGACUUAUCACCUGAAGCAGAAACAAAUAUUUAAAACUGUCAUUUUAUGUUAAAGGUCAAGUUCACUAUGUUAAAUAAAAAAAUAAUAAUAAUAAUCAGUGUUGGAAUUGUAGGUUGAACCACAGUGAUUC